AUGGCGAUCACGGCCAACGGGAGUGGCAGCGGCGGCGGCGGCGGAGGAGGCGGAGGGGCGGGAAGUUCCAGCACGGACAGUCCGUUCGUCAUCGAGCACGACGAUGAUUCAGUAUUGGAUAAUGAUUACCUAGAGGGUGGAACCAUCGAAGCCGACAAUCCGGCUCACAGCAACGAACCCACCACCGACCGCACACCUCUAACAGGAAACAUCGCAUCCUCCUCCUCAUCACGCCCCAACAUCACCGGCUCCUUCCUUACAUCCUCCAUCCCCGGCGAGGAUCGGCGCGCUCCACAAAACACCAUCGACGAGACUGUCUGGGCCACCUUAUCACGCGACCUGCUGGCCGUCUGGGAGAAAAUGCGACAGGUGUUGUGGCCCAAGUAUCUGCUAGGUGGCAUGUUGGCGCGCGGGGGAGGGAUUGGGGCAGCGGAGCGUGGGGAGGCCAGCGGAUUUGGCAAUGGCGUCGGUGGAGGGAUCAGGGGAUUGGUGGGGAGGUGGCCGGAUGCGGAUGUCGUUCUCCAGGGGGGGAUGAGUGAGGGAUUGAGGGAUUGGGAUCUUUGGGGACCGUUGAUUUUCUGUUUGUUGCUUAGCAUGUUUCUAUCCAUGCGAGCGCAGGGAGAUCAGGUCAGUUUGGUCUUCUCGGGCGUCUUUUGCAUAGUAUGGAUUGGAGAGGCGGUUGUGACGAUGCAGAUUAAGUUGCUAGGCGGGAAUAUAUCGUUUUUCCAAUCCGUCUGUAUAAUCGGCUACACUCUUUUCCCGCUCGUGAUCGCUGCUCUCCUCAGCGCCUUAGGUCUCCCCAUCGUAGCACGGGUCCCCGUCUACCUUGUUCUGAUCGCCUGGUCACUGGCUGCGGGGGUGAGCAUCCUUGGUGGGUCCGGUGUGGUGAAGAAUCGGGUGUUAAUCGCGGUUUAUCCACUAUUUGUAUUUUAUAUUGGAAUUGGGUGUUUGUGCUUUAUUAGCUGA
Messenger RNA from Histoplasma capsulatum G186AR, 966 nucleotides. Its product is annotated as Yip1 domain-containing protein. Bases 1 to 966 code for a protein of 321 amino acids. Gene Ontology annotation, biological process: endoplasmic reticulum to Golgi vesicle-mediated transport. The record is from RefSeq and is a predicted model, not a curated record. NCBI's taxonomy places the organism in Eukaryota, Fungi, Ascomycota, Eurotiomycetes, Onygenales, Ajellomycetaceae. The transcript is spliced from 4 exons. Gene Ontology annotation, cellular component: membrane; trans-Golgi network.